Molecule: messenger RNA, 1367 nt
Organism: Oryza brachyantha (malo sina)
Lineage: Eukaryota; Viridiplantae; Streptophyta; Magnoliopsida; Poales; Poaceae
Product: alpha carbonic anhydrase 7-like
Exons: 7
Coding region: 113-1015 (300 amino acids)
Molecular function (GO): zinc ion binding; carbonate dehydratase activity
Source: RefSeq, a predicted model, not a curated record
CUUUAACGUGAUGUUCUUGUAUGAAAUCCGAUGGUGUCUUUUCCUCUUAAUUUAUCCCGAGAGCAUGAGGCCAUCGUCCCGUGUCUUCCUAUUUUGAAGCCACCCACGAUUCAUGGCUCCUAAAUUUAUUGAUCUCGACGACACCGCUUCCGGCCAACGCAAGCCGCGACCAACGGAGAUGGCCCGCCGGAGACGAGACGCCCCCGCACCGGCACCGCCGCUGGUCCUGGCCAGCCUCGCCGUCUUCCUCGCCUUCUCCACCGCCGCCAUCACGUCCGCGCGGGCAGAGGAAGCUCACGCGUCGCACGAGGUGUUCGGCUACGACGACGACGCCACGGGGCCGGAGAAGUGGGCGGCGCUGCGCAAGGACUGGGCCAUCUGCGGCGACGGCAAGAGGCAAUCGCCGAUCGACAUCGGCAAGGUGGAGCCUCAGAAGGAGAAGGCGCCACUGGCGCAGACCUACAAGGCCGGCGCCGCCACCAUGCAGAACCGAGGCCACGAUUUCAUGCUGAAAUGGAAAGAUGGGAAUAGCAAGCUGACGGUCCAAGGGAAGGAGUACACGCUCCUGCAGGUGCACUGGCACGCACCCUCCGAACACACAAUCAACGGAACCAGGUUCGAGGCAGAGAUGCACAUGGUUCACGAGGACCCCAGCAAGGCGAGAGCCGUCAUCUCUGUGCUGCUCAGCACCAAAGCAGGCAUGCCCAGCAAAUUGUUGACCGAGAUGGGGCCAUACUUCAAGAGUCUUGCUGGGAAAGAGAAGGGUGAGGAGGAAGUGAAGCAGCCUGUUGAUCCAUCGACCUGGAUAGACAAAACCUCAGGCUACUACAGAUACGACGGCUCCCUCACAACGCCGCCUUGCACCGAAGGAGUGAUCUGGACGAUCAUGAGCAAGAUAGCAGAUGCAUCAAAGGAGCAGAUUGACUUGUUCAAGACAGUGACUACGCGCGUGGAGCCAAACGCACGGCCAGCACAGAAACUCAACGAUCGAAUUGUCCGCUACUAUGAAGUUUAAUCUAAAGAUGCGCCCGGACAAAGAGUGACUAAAGUGUGAGCAUUUACAUGUAGAGUGUAGACAAUGCAAUAGAUUAGUUAUGGGUUAUUGUUUAUAGUAGGCACGAUGACUGAACAGAAAACUAGAAAUCUGGGUGAUCACCGGAUUUCCCUGACAGAUCGGAUUAUGAAAUCUCAAUACCAAUGUCGAACAAGUUCUCGUUAUCUAAAAACAAAUUCUAUCUUGAUGUUAGUUGGUUUCAAAUUCAGUUUCAAUUCAUACUAUUUUGGUGGUUUUGACCAUUACAACCCAGGAUCCACCAAAACUAGAAGUGUGUACCAUGUACAAACAGAUUGAAAAACAUUUCACAAGU